Molecule: messenger RNA, 3988 nt
Organism: Cylicocyclus nassatus
Lineage: Eukaryota; Metazoa; Nematoda; Chromadorea; Rhabditida; Strongylidae
Source: the annotation of a GenBank genome assembly
UUUAGCUCUUGUCGUCAUGACUUCUAGUGCCCCCGUUGCUACUGCUACUGCUGCUCCUACUGCUGCUGCAGAUAAUGCACAGCAAAACAGCUUCAAUCCCUCAUGGAUGCGCUCUGCAUUCAAUGGUGCAGGUGGUGGAGCCUCGAAUCGGACCCCGAAGACGGAUUAUCCACUCGCCGCUCCCAUAUUUGUCAAGAAUCGUUACGGUCGCGAGGAUAUGUUGGCCCUAAUGGGUGAUGCUGCUGGGCAUCCAGCUCCAGAGGGUCUUCAGAACUGUCCAUUCUAUGUCGAGGAAGCUUUACCUCCGAUUGUGUGCUAUCCGUUGUCUGAUUUAGAGCAGCGCCUUCAACACAACAUCAACUCGUCGAAAGCUAUGUCAUCUCUUUCACAUGCAGAACGUGCAAGUGUUGCUACCGGCGCUGCUUACGGAGGUGGUGGAAAUGGUGAAGCCAACACUGCUUCUCACAAGUCAUCUGGAACUUGGACUCCAGUCAAACCUUGGAAUCGUGCUCAUCAAGCUGGUGGUCCCCCAGCAAGAGGAGGAAGUGCAUCACGUUCUCAUGUGCCGCCUGUGCGAACAAUCCCUCGUGCAGAUGGGGGCAGCAACCAAGAAUCGCCUCAAAUAACACCGUUCGGACAGAGAUUCGCAAAUCGAGGUCGUGGUGCACCUGCUACAGCACGAGGUGGUGGAGUAUCUGGUGGAACAUUCAAUUCUCGUGCUCAAGGAUUGUAUGACCCACGUGAUCCCAAAGAUCGUCCUCGUAAUAGAGUGCGUUCCACGAGCGACGAAGGUGAUGCUCCACCUGCUGGAGAAGGUGGAUGGACUACUGCUGGAGGUGGCAAACACGCUUGGGGAAAUCAUAAUAAGGAUGGUGGACAACAUAAUGUAUGGAAUGGUACUCAAAGCGCUAAUAGUACAUUAGCUGGUUCCGGAAACGAUGAACGGGAAAGAUCUGAGCGUAAGAGUGAAAGUGGACCUAUGCCUGAAUGGAUGGACGACGGAGAAGAUCAAGAGAAAACUGAAUCCAGUGACGAUACGACUAGUGCCACAGGCUCAUUUGACGAACACGGACGUUUCCAAAAGAAGCAUUACAACAAUUCCAUCGAUUCUAAAGCUGCGAAGAAAUCAGAUUCGCUGAAUGACCAGCAACAUCCCAACAGAAGCCCGACUGCCGCUGUUCCAUCAGGUCCGCCAUUACCCGAAAAGACUGCGCCACCUGUUCAGAGGGCAACUGAGAGCAAUUCUUCUGCGCAAGACCUAUCAAAGUCUGAUUCGGAAGCUACAAGAAAUUAUGCGAAUGUACGACAACAGCCCGAUUCUACGGGGUACAUGUCUUCAUCGGCUGGGGCUCAGAUGCUGUCAAAUCCCAGCGUUGGAGUUUCUAGCAUGUCCACCCCGGUCUUGCCGCAACGAACACCACCUCAGUUCUAUUAUCUUGAUCCUACAAAACAGGAACGUGGACCGUUCGAGAAGAUUCAAAUGGAUAGUUGGUAUAAGCGUGGUUAUUUCACCGAAGGUCUCGAGGUUCGUCGUAGUACCGACACCAAAUACAGAACAUUAGGUGAACUGAUGCAGCUGAAUGGAAGAAUAACACCAUUUGAUUAUAAGGAUGAAGUCGUCCCAGCGCCUCCAGUCACAGCGGUGUUUUCUAACCCGUCGCAAUCUUACCCUGCCCUCUUUGCAGGCGGAAGUAUGUGGGGAGAACUAGGAGCACCUGCAAGCGUGAUGUAUGGUCAACCUGGAUACGAUCCGAUUGCUGCUGAAAGAAAACGCAUAGAGGAGGAACAACGACGCAUUUUGGAGGAACAAGCAAAAAUGAGGGAGUAUCAGGAACGGUUAAUGAGAGAGAUGCAGAAGCAGCGUGAAGAGCAUGAAAAACAGCUUAUGGAGCAGAAAAUGGCUCUAUUGAAACAUCAGGAAGAAAUUGAGCGGCGUGAACGUGAACUGAAGGAGUCUGCUGAAGAAACAAAAGCUCGCUUGGAAAUGGAACGCCUUGCCUUAGCUGAAAAAGCUCGUCAAAUCGAGGAAGAGCGAGCAGCAAAAAUCAAACAAGAACUGGAAAAUGCGCGAAAGGCUGAAGAAAAGAGAAUUGAAGAGGAAAGGAGAAAACGACAGGAGGAAGAGCUGGAAAAACAACGAAGAGAAGAAGAAGAGGAACGGAAACGACAGGAAGAAGCAGAGAGGGAAAGAAGAGCUCGAGAAGCUGCUGAGGAAGAGGCACGACGUGCAAAGGCUGCUGCUGAGGCGGCCGCUGAAAAACUUCGCCAGCAUGCGGAACAACAGAAGAAGCAGCGUGCGGCUGAAGAACAGCGGAAGAAAGCGGCGAAUGUGGCACCCCCAGAAAAGGAGAAGCGACCAGAAAAUACGAAAGCGUUCGAGAUUGAAGAAACCUGGCAGGCAGCUCCGAAACCCACGCAUGAGAAAAAGUCGCCACCUACUAAAGCCGCUCCGUGGGUAGCAGCCGCUGCAGUCCCGCCUAAAGAAAAGUCGCUGAAGGAGAUACAGGAGGAAGAAGAACGGCAACUCCGUGCUGAGCAAGCAGAGCAGGCUCGGCUGCGGAAAGAACACCAAGAAGCUGUCAAUCUCCAGUCCUCCGGGACAUGGUCGAGUGCAUCACAACGUCUCCAAUGGAAUCAGCCUCCUCAACAAACUGCCGCAAAAGCUCCAGCCAAACCAGCUUGGGGUGGUGCGGGUGUAGAACCACCAAAGGCUAACUCUUCACCUUUCUGGGAUGGACCAUCACUGCAGGCUGCUAAUAAGACUCAGAAUGCACAGCCUAAGAAGUCUGCCGAGAAAACAGUUACAAAAACAAACAACGCAAAAUCGGCCAACAAUAUGCUGGUGAAUGAAAAGGCUGCGAAACGAGCUUUGGGUAUGGCUGAAGACAACAGUGUGUUCUUAGAAUGGGUAGUGCAGCGUUUGAAGCAACUCAAUUCUUCAGUAGAAGCAGAUGUUCUAGCCAUGUUUAUUGAGGGUGUUGAAAAUCCUGAUGAGGUAGAAGAUUAUGUAAUUGGCUAUCUCGGUGAUUCCAAAGUAGUCAAGGAGUUCGUUAGAGAGUUUCUGCUCAAAAGGAGUGAUUUUCGUAAUCGAAAGCAACACGCGGUAAAAGAUGAUCUCUCAAGUGCCCGCGGGGCACCAGUUUCGGGUAACGGUUCAGGAGGUUUUUCAGCAGUCCAGGGCAGGAAAAAGAAGAACAAGGGUGCUCGUCUUGUGGUUGAUGGUUCAUGUUUGGGAUUUCGCGCUACAUCUGAUCCGAACAGAGUGAAUCAAGGAGAAAUCGAGACUGUAGCACUGACACCAGGCCAAAAGAAGUAAGGACAUGUGUCAAGCACAUACCACUGUUCCGCAUGAAAUCACAGUUUAUCAAUUUAUUCUCUUAAGUGUUAAUUAUUGACCCCUUAGUACUCGCUGUUUUUCUCUUUCCUUCCAAGAUAUUGCAUUGUUAGUUUACAUGGUGAAAGGCGAUGGUUGUUGGAUUUUGUACCUUUGCGCUGGAUCUACUUUACUAGAUGUUAUGAAAUGGUUCUCUUUCUCUGAGGAGUGCUGCGAUGCUAAUAUAUUGUUUGCUUGUUUUCUGUUUCGCUUUUAACUUCUCUGGGUUCCCCACAGUUUUGGCGUGUAUAUCAUAGAACCUUUUCUGAAUGUUUAAUUUUGAAGACGAGUUUGUGUUGUAUUUUGCUCACAAUCGUGAUGAUUGCUGUCCUUUUCUUGAAAUAAUAGUAGAUAUAUUUUUAUAAGAUUGAUCAACUUCUGUCUAGUAAGCCUUACACUCGGUGUUUCAAAUUCUAAGCAGCACUACCACAUGUUACGAGAGCUAGUCAAUCCUCUUCAACUGAACAUACUUCCUCUUCCCAACAUCGGUUUGAGCACAGUGAGCACUGCUGAUUUAUCACGAAUGUUAGCCAUCGCUCAGUUGUUUCUGUGGUUAUUGCCAGACUCACCAUAAAUCAUACCGUUAUCGCUGCAGAAGGUCGCAAUUUGUGAGAG